AUGUCGGAAGGAAAUACCCCAUCUGAGGACCGCUUGGAGCCUUACAUUUCAGCCGAUCUUCCUGAGUAUAUUGUCAAGAAUCUCACUCCCUUAAAAAAGAAAGAGAAGAGAUUGAGAAGAAACUCUGAUGAAUCCAAUAAACAACUCGAACGGAAGAGAGGAUUUUUGGAAUCCAAAAGGUCCAAAUUGCAAGAAAGGUCAAACUUGAUCUUACAGAAAGUACGCGAGGUGGAGCUCAGAAGGCAACUUUUCUCAAGAUCACUCAGGAAUAACUUGAAUCGGAAUCUAGAGUUAGCAAGUGAGAGAAGGAAAGCAGCGAUCGAAGCUAGAAAGACUAAUGCCAGACGGUACCUGGCUUUAUUUGGAUACGAGAAUUCUAAUUUUCAGCUCCAAAAGAAGAAAAUUGCUGAUCCAUGUAAUGUAGAAGUGAGUGAAUCCACCGUACUCCUCGAUUUCAAGGACCAGGAGCUGCAGAUCAUAUCCCAGCCCACUGUUGAUCAAAAAGCUAGUCUGGUUAAGGAUAUCGAUCCACCUCCUCUCAAGCAGGUUCUUGUUAUUCAAAAGGCUAUUAGGCGGAGGCUUCUCAUUUCCAAAGUUAAACAAUUACGAGACUCUAAUCUUUUAUUUAUAAUAUCACGUAGAUCCUCGGACAAUUUGAAGAAGUUACUAUCUCCAAACAUGUCUUCUUUCAGCAAGAUUUACGAAGUUCUUGAACUUUUUAAAUUGCCUGGCUCUUACAGACUGUUCAUUUACUCGCUAAUAUUGAUGGCGGAAUUCAGGGACUCGAUUAGUGAGUCAGUUCCACAUCCAGGUUACAACACUAAUUUAUACAAGGAAGAGGAAAAUGAUAAAGAAGAUAAGUUUGCUCGAAUGAUUUCGAUAAUAGUAUACAAAGCAUCGUAUAUAUUGUCAAAGGCAUUCAUCAAACUUAUUCACAGGUCAGAUUGGGACUCUUUAUUGAGCCCCUAUAGUAUUGAAAGAUUGAAAUUUGCUCACGUUUGGAAACAAUUUCAUUUCUACUUCGACAUAUUCCGUCCUAACCAUCUCAGGCGCACUAUAAAGUCAUCUUCAAUAGCUAUUGAAAUAUUCGACUCCAAGAUAGCAUCUUUUGUUGACGGAAUUGAAGAUGAAUCGGUUCUUUCAACAGUGAAAGAGGAUAGAGAUUGGUUAGAAGGUAAGCGCAAUAAACUUAUUCAGAAGCUUAAUUAUUUGUAUGAUGAAGCAGAAGUUCAUGAAGUUGUGUCUCCAUGGACUCAAGCGGCCCCUGGCAUCAUAGGAUAUGAUGAGAUUCGCCAACUGAUUAGUUCGGCUAUUGAAAAUUGUUCACAAAGGCCAUCUUCCCUUGAUUUAUCUGCGACUCAACAAGCUCUUGCUGAAUUGAAUUUGAAUUUAGUAAACAAGAAAGCUUUACCUUCUGGCCUUAGAUAUCCAAAUACUCACAUAAUAAAGGUAAACAAUAGAACAUACUAUUUCCCUCCAUUCAUAACUAUUAACCAGUGGAGUAAAUACAUUGUUGAGAAGCAUUUAAAUAGACCAAUUGAUAAAUUGGAAACAUAUGGCAUUCCUAAAGUAUUGAAAACUGGUUUUAUUUCUAAGAAAUCCUCACUGCAGUUUGUAGCUGAGAAUCAUCCACUCCACAUUGAAGAUGUUUUCAAAUUUUUCAACUUGGAAACAAUAUUCGACAAAGUAUCAAAUUUUAUUAAUGGGAUCGAAGGGCGUGAAGCUGAAGAGAACAUUUCAAAGCUUGAUGACUUCCUAACCAAUGCAUUUUUAAAUAUAUUUGAAUAUUGUAUGCAAUUCCAUGAUUUGUUGAAAAGUAAUUCUUACGAAGUUAUUACUUCGUUAUUGACAAAAGUGCGUCUAUUUAGAUGUAUGCCUAGCUUAAGGCAGACUUUGGCUCGUGGAAGACUGGUCAUUAGGUUUUUUGAAUUGCAUUUCAUGUCUUUACUGAGUUUGGCUAACGUUGCGCCUCCUAGUUUAGGAUUUCUCCCUAGUCGAUGUACAGACUUUUUAGACUUAUUAAAGUUGCUUCAAGACGACUCUCAAUUUACUAAUGAGCAUAUGAUUGAUAUAGUACUUUUCUAUCAAGGAACUGACAUUAUAAUUCAUGAUUUAUGGCUAAGAAGGUGUUACUCCAGCUAUGAAAAUGACAUCUCUGGCUUUGCUUCAGCAAUGUGUUUGGCAUCUUCAUAUUAUGGACCACAGGUAUACCACGUAAACAGAAGUACUAAUUCACCACACUUACGAUAUCCUAAGUUUUAUGAAUUUAUGUACCAGAAUGAUUCUACUUUUGGAACUAAAAUUGGAUCCAAUUUCGUAGCUUUAUAUAAAGCGUCGAACAGUAUCCCUUCGUUGGAAGUAAACAUGGGCCAGUCGAGCAACGUUAAUUCUAGUGAGUAUUUUCAAAAGAUAUUUGCUUCGUUCCUCGUAUCAGAUAACAAAUAUUCAAUAGCAUCGUCAAUGUCAAAAAAGUCUUGUGAAAAUGAGUUAACAAAGCUUUUCAUCCAGGAAUUGAAGAGCUUAAUUAUAGAAAGUCGUUCCGUUUUGAUUUCAGGGAUAGUGUUGGCAAUUGUUGGACAAGUUUAUUCGCAGGUCCAAGUGGUUGGAAAUGCAUGUAAUAGAAGUACUUUGAACCAUUAUAUGAAAGGUGUCGGCGAAAAACUCUUCAAGUACGUGAAAUUGUGUUUAGAGAAGGAAUCUUGCUCUCUUCAAAUGAGUGAAAUAUUCCAAUUGAUUACAUCUACAAUAUUGGCAAAUUUGCAAGAUUAUAUAGAGGCCGAUAGUAGCUCAAUUGAAUUUCAUGAGAAGUUUCUAGUUACUUACCUUGCUAAAGUUAUUGGAACAGCAUCGACGGGGAGUAGUGUUGUUGCUCGUACAUUGCGGGAGAAGUUGGUUAAAGUAUUGAGUGAAAGAAGCGAGCCAACCAGACUAAUAAGAGGCAACUUCAUUCACCUAUAUAAUGAAACUUUGAACUUGAAGAAGUCAUACGAGGCAUUUUUCAAAGGUUUUUAUGGUUUAUACUUCCCUAUCUUGAAUUGGAUAUACGAAGACAUUGGCACACCAGUCAUAUGA
Dujonia railenensis is the source of this 3072-nucleotide messenger RNA. The record is from the annotation of a GenBank genome assembly. NCBI's taxonomy places the organism in Eukaryota, Fungi, Ascomycota, Pichiomycetes, Serinales, Debaryomycetaceae.